AUGAGCCAAGAAGACAUCCCUGGCCCCGAUGUGGACUUGGGGCUGAAAGAUGCCGCCAACGGCUCCUCGAAGAAGUCUGCACUGGCUUCCCAGGCCGCCCACCACCCCUCCGGUAAGGCCGGACACGGCCCAAUCGUCAAGUUUCUACGCGGUUUUGUCUUUGCCGUGUACUUUUGGUCAUGCUGCCUCGUCAUUGGCGUCACGCAGCUUAUUGGUGCGCCUCUUUAUUUUGUCAACAAGGACAUGUACUACGCCUACAUGGCCAUGACCAAACGGUCGUUUGCCCUCGUCAUCACUGUUAUGACCAGGAUCUGGGGGCGAACCAUGAUUCGCGUCAGCGGCGACGAGUCAGUGGCUGGUCAAAUCAAGAAGAUGCCAGACGGCACUGUUCAGUUUGACUUUCCCGAGCGCUUGGUCCUGAUUGCAAACCAUCAGAUUUAUACAGACUGGUUAUAUCUCUGGUGGGUUGGUUAUGCCAACCGCAUUGGCAUGCACGGUCACAUUUACAUCAUUCUUAAAGACUCUCUUCGUUGGAUUCCGAUUAUGGGCACCGGAAUGAUGUUCUUUGGUUUCAUUUUCAUGUCGCGCAAGAUGGCAACGGAUCGCCCACGCCUCGCGCACCGUCUUCAAAAACUCCGGCAGCUGAAAUCUGACCCCAACGGAAACAAAUAUUACGAUCCCAUGUGGCUCCUUUUGUUUCCCGAGGGCACCAAUCUGUCAGCCAACGGCAGACGCAAAUCGUCCACCUGGGCGGCCAAGAACGAUCUUCAAGAUCCAGAGCACGUCAUGCUGCCCCGGAGCACGGGCACAUUCUUUUGUCUCAAUGAGCUCAAGGGCUCGGUAGAAUAUGUCUAUGACUGCACCGUUGCCUAUGAAGGUAUCAAACGCGGCGAAUAUGGUGAAGAGCUCUUCACUCUUAGCGGCACCUAUUUUGCUGGUCGCCCUCCCAAGUCUGUCAACUUCCACUGGAGAAGAUUUCGUCUCGCUGAUAUCCCGCUCGAUGACCCUAAGGAGUUUGAGGAGUGGUUGCGCAACGAAUGGUAUAAAAAGGACAAGCUCAUGGAGAUCUUCAUGAAAGAAGGCCGUUUCCCUCCAAUGACUGGCUCGGCGACACCAUACGUCGAGACUGAGGUCAGAACCAGGUCCCCGUUCGAGAUUCUCCAAAUUUUUUCCGUUGUUGGUAUCGCCGCCCUCAUGUGGAACAACGUCCAAAAGCUAUACACGGCCGUCAACAAGAUGUUUUCUUAG
Messenger RNA from Akanthomyces muscarius, 1248 nucleotides. RefSeq lists its product as uncharacterized. Lineage: Eukaryota; Fungi; Ascomycota; Sordariomycetes; Hypocreales; Cordycipitaceae. Gene Ontology annotation, molecular function: acyltransferase activity. The coding region runs from base 1 to 1248 and encodes 415 amino acids. The record is from RefSeq and is a predicted model, not a curated record. The transcript is spliced from 4 exons. Gene Ontology annotation, cellular component: endomembrane system.